GAUUCUGCAAGACCAGAAGACAGAGGCCGUCGCUUUAUCAUAUCUUACAGACUGGCAGAUGACAUGCUGACCAUUUUUGAGCCACAAGCAAAAAACUCUGGCAUCAUUGGAGGGAAAUUCUUGGAAAGGACUAGAGUUGCCAAACCUGGAUCCACUGCGGAGAAACCCAGUUUUUAUGGGCCCCAAGAUUUUUACAUUGGAGCUGUCAUUGAUAUUUUCAAGCAUCGGUUUAUCAUCACAAAUGCAGAUGCCUAUGUCUUGAAGUUUAUAGAGCAGCACAAAGACCAGUUUCCAGAGAAGACAUAUAAUACAAUUCGAGACAAGGUUGGAGAAUACACUGGACCAAAGGAAACAGUGAAAGGUGCACCACUAAAAGUGCAGAGGCAUCCUGGUGAUCUAGAUAUCAUGGUGAAGCAAGUCCUUGCCCAGCUGAAGAAAAUUGCCAUCACUGACAAGUCCAGAAUUGAUGAGAUGUUCCUGCGCUACAACAAUGACCGCACCGGCUGCAUUGAUAAGGGCAAUCUCAGGGACUUGUGUAAAAGGCUACAGCUGCCCACGGAUGAUGAUCUUCUAGAGGCACUAAUCUCAAAGAUUACCAUGAACCCUACCGGAAACAUCAGUUUAGAAGACUUCCGAGAAUUUAUUGAGGGCAAAUGA
This is a messenger RNA of Candidula unifasciata, 657 nucleotides long. NCBI's taxonomy places the organism in Eukaryota, Metazoa, Mollusca, Gastropoda, Stylommatophora, Geomitridae. The record is from the annotation of a GenBank genome assembly.